AUGUCCGGUAAGAUUUCCCUGCAGAACAUUUUAGUAGUCUUGUCUCUACCAAAUGAGGCCAUUGUAAUGCAGUUGAAUGAUGACUUAGAUGUUGAUUCUGUAGAUGACGUAACCGAAAAUGUUCAAGAUGUAGAAGUAAAGGAUGAUAAAGAGAUGAUGAACAAAAUAUUCUGGAUUUUAUGCUUGCUCAUUGUCACAGUCAGUUGUCAGUAUCCACAAAGGCCUGAUCCAAAAUACGGUAAAUUUCCAAACUACAGGGAAUCAAAAAUUGUUAAACAUGAGAGCAAUAUAGGACUACCCAACUACAAUUUUUCAUACGAAACCAGUGACGGAUCACAAAGACAAGAAGAAGCAGAGGUAAAAAAAGUUGGUAAUGAACAAGAAUCGUUAGUAGUUCACGGGUCUUAUACUUAUGUAGGAACUGAUGGAGUUACUUACAAAGUUACUUAUGUAGCUGACGAAAAUGGAUAUCGAGCUUCUGGAGAACAUCUUCCAAAAUCCAACUAACAUCGAAAAUAUUUCAUAAUAUUUAAGGAUUUAUGUUUAGAAUAAUAAAGAUAUAAUCCUGUUAGGUUUUUGACCUUUAUCUGUGAAAACUAUAUACUAUGUAUUAAAUUUAUUCUUGCUCUUAGCUUGCCAUGUCAUGCUGAACAUUGGAAAUCAUCGGCAAUAUCCUUGACUUUAUGCAUCACAUUUCUGAACAAUGAUAGUGAGCUGGUU
This is a messenger RNA of Diabrotica virgifera virgifera (western corn rootworm), 720 nucleotides long. Its product is annotated as cuticle protein CP14.6-like. Gene Ontology annotation, cellular component: chitin-based extracellular matrix. NCBI's taxonomy places the organism in Eukaryota, Metazoa, Arthropoda, Insecta, Coleoptera, Chrysomelidae. The record is from RefSeq and is a predicted model, not a curated record. Gene Ontology annotation, molecular function: structural constituent of chitin-based larval cuticle. The transcript is spliced from 3 exons. The coding region runs from base 1 to 507 and encodes 168 amino acids.